AUGGCGGCAAACCGCUGGGUGCUGUGCCUGUGCCUGGGCUGGGGGUGCCUGUGCCUGGCGCUGGGCGACGUGCUGAAGGCUCGCUGGGUCGGGGUGCGACGGCGAAACACCCCAGCAGGAGUGCGGGGCGGCCGGCUGAGAGCCGCGGCAGGUGACUACGGUCCGGGGCAGCGGCCGGAGCCGGAGGAGCAGCGGCGGCCGGGGAGGCUGCACCCAGGAGACAAGGUCUCGGAGCACAUGCUGCGGCUCUACGACCAGUACAGCGGCGGCCGCGGGGGGCGGGCGGCGCGGCGCCGAGACCUGUCGGGGCUGCCCGGGCUGCAGCUUCGCCAGGGUAACACGGUGCGCGGCUUCCGCCCGCGGGCUGCAGGGGGCCCUGAAAGCCAGGAGGUGUACGUUUUUAACUUGACGUCACUCACCAACUCUGAAAAUGUCUUGUCAGCUUCGGUGUAUUAUUAUGUUGGUGAUCUGCUGCAUGCUCCCUGGAACUGUUCCCAGUCCAGAGGCUGCUCUCGUCAUGGGCACAGGAAACCUGAAAUUCAGAUGCAUCUUUCAGUUUGGACCUUUCCUUCGGUUGGGAACUGGACUCGGAGCCUGGGACAUUUCCUAAUAAACAUCUCUGCUGCUUACCAGGAUGUCCUUUCCUGGCAGUGGAAGGAUAUCACUCAGCUUCUGCAUGAAGCAAAACAAAACAAUGAACUCCUCAUCGGUGUCAAAAUGGAUCUGAGCAGCCACCACUCCCGGAAAAGGGCACCUCCUCACUAUGAACCCUACAUUCUGAUUUAUGCCAACGACUCUGCUAUUUCAGAGCCAGAGACCGUUGUCUCUAGUUUGCAAGGGCACCGCCAUCCUCUGGCAAGAGUCUUUCCCAGGCCAGAAAACCACGUGAGGAGCAGCCUCGGGAAGUGGCGGCAAAAACGCUCUACAAACAUUCUGUUGCCCCUGCAGAAUAAUGAGCUCCCAGGAGCUGAGUACCAGUACAGCGAGGAUGAGAGAUGGGAAGACAGAAAACCCUACAAACCCCUCCAGCCACAGCUAGCCGAGAGGUCAAAGAGUAAGAAAAAGCAGAGGAAGACUCAUCACCACAAGAGCCAGACGCUCCAGUUUGACGAGCAAACGCUGAAGAAGGCGAGGAGGAAGCAGUGGAAUGAGCCAAGGUAUUGUGCCCGCCGCUACCUCAAGGUGGAUUUUGCAGACAUUGGCUGGAGCGAGUGGAUUAUUUCCCCUAAAUCCUUUGAUGCCUAUUACUGCUCAGGGGAAUGCCAAUUCCCAAUUCCAAAGGCCCUGAAGCCAUCCAACCAUGCCACCAUUCAGAGCAUCGUGAAAGCUGUUGGGGUUGUCCCAGGCAUUCCCGAGCCUUGCUGCGUUCCUGAGAAAAUGUCUUCUCUUAGUAUCUUAUUUUUUGAUGAAAAUAAAAAUGUAGUUCUUAAGGUGUACCCCAACAUGACAGUGGAAUCCUGUGCGUGCAGAUAA
Molecule: messenger RNA, 1473 nt
Organism: Indicator indicator
Lineage: Eukaryota; Metazoa; Chordata; Aves; Piciformes; Indicatoridae
Gene: BMP3
Product: bone morphogenetic protein 3
Exons: 3
Coding region: 1-1473 (490 amino acids)
Biological process (GO): BMP signaling pathway; osteoblast differentiation; SMAD protein signal transduction
Cellular component (GO): extracellular region
Molecular function (GO): growth factor activity; cytokine activity
Source: RefSeq, a predicted model, not a curated record